Trifolium pratense (red clover) is the source of this 1138-nucleotide messenger RNA. RefSeq names its product ABSCISIC ACID-INSENSITIVE 5-like protein 2. The transcript has 3 exons. Gene Ontology annotation, molecular function: DNA-binding transcription factor activity. The record is from RefSeq and is a predicted model, not a curated record. Gene Ontology annotation, cellular component: nucleus. Lineage: Eukaryota; Viridiplantae; Streptophyta; Magnoliopsida; Fabales; Fabaceae. The coding region runs from base 96 to 1055 and encodes 319 amino acids. Gene Ontology annotation, biological process: positive regulation of DNA-templated transcription.
GAAGGUUUGGAUAUGUCGCUUUAAGUCUUUUAUUGGUAAAAGGUUAUGAAAUAUGGAGUGAAUUCUUCGGUAAUUGCUUACUUAAUAUAGAAACUAUGGGGUCUCAAGUUGUUGGCGAUAACAAUGAAAACCAUUCGGAAUUCCAGCCUUUGGCACGGCAAAACUCAAUGUACAAUCUUACCCUUGAUGAAGUUGAGAGUCAAUUAGGUGACUUGGGAAAGCCGCUAAGUAGUAUGAACCUUGACGAGCUUCUAAAAAGUGUAUGGACUGUUGAGACAAACCAAUCCAUUUGUAUGGAAAAUGAGAACGUAGCUCAAAACGAACAAGUUGUUUUCCAACAUCAGCCUAAUCUAUCGUUAAACAGUGCAUUAAGCAAGAAGACAGUUGAUGAGGUUUGGAGAGAUAUCCAGCAAAACAAAGGUGAAAGGGAGAUGAAUUCUCAAGAGAGACAAUCUACUUUGGGAGAGAUGACAUUAGAGGAUUUUUUGGUGGAAGCAGGCGUCGUUUCGGUUGCAUCUUCUAAUAGAAGGAAUACUAAUGAUCUUAAAGUUGGCGUUGUUGAUUCAAAUGUACCGCUACUGCAGUUUGCGCCGCAUGGUCCAUGGAUACAAUAUGCACAGCCACAUUUUCAGCAUCCACAACAAAGUGUGGUGGCGGCUUAUGUUCCGGGCCAAAUCAUAGCACAGCCGUUGCACAUGGCAGCCGGUGCUCCAUUGGAUGUUGUUCAAUAUGCAGAUGGUCAGGUGGCGAUGGCUGCACCCAUGAUGGGAAACUUAUCUGAUGAAAAGAAAUCUGCUAGAAAACGGGGACCAGAUGACAUGGUAGAGAGGACUGUCGAGAAAAAGCAGAAGAGGAUGAUCAAGAACCGGGAAUCUGCUGCGCGCUCAAGAGCAAGAAAACAGGCAUACACAACUGAAUUGGAGGUCAAAGUCUCGCGUCUGGAAGAGGAAAAUGAAAAGCUGAGGAAGGAGAAGGAGCUUGUGAACAUGUUAGCCAAUGCUCCACCGCCCGAGCCUAAGUGUCAGCUUCGCCGCGUAUCAUCGGCUACAUUCUGAUGACUGUACCUAUAUGUAGAGGAUUGUAGAUAUGAGCAUCAUCAAGGGAUAUGGUCAAUCUGGUUUGUUGUGAGCUGAAAAAC